AUGGCACUUCUGGAGAGUCCCGAGAUUGCGACUAUACCGCAAAAUACCUACAUCACGCAGACGACGGAGCCAUUCAAAGGUCCUUCAGUGACGAUUGAGAGUACAGUCGAUGAGAUAAAAUCCAAUGGGGCAUCGCCCAAAACUCGAUUUGAGCUGGAAGAGCACCCUGUUGAUCAAGUAAGACCCAUUAAGGUGGGCAUCAUCGGUGCUGGUCUCUCUGGAAUCACUGCUGGUAUACUACUCCCUGCCAAGCUGCCUGGUCUGGAUCUUCGCAUCUGGGAUAAGAACGCGGACGUGCCGAGCAACAGGUUCGAGAAUACGUAUCCUGGUGUGAGAUGCGAUAUUCCCGCCCACGCAUAUCAAUCAGUCUUUUCACCCAACACGCAGUGGACAGAAGAGUUUGCCCAGGGUGCAGAAAUUAGAGAUUACUGGCAAGGCGUAGCGCGAAAGUACAACGUUUACCAAUAUCUGCGUCAACAGCAACAAGUACAGAAAGCAGAAUGGAUUGCCGAAGAAGGAAAGUGGAAAGUCACCAUCAAGCAUGUCGAUGGCUCAGAUAAGAUCUACGAGGAAAAGGUAGAUAUUGUCAUCAACGCUAUCGGACACUUCAAUGCUUGGAAGCUUCCCGGUUACGAAGGAAUCCAAGACUUCAAAGGCCCACUCUUCCACUCCUCCAACUGGAAUCACAAUAUCGACUUGAAAGGAAAGCGAAUCGCCCUGAUCGGAAACGGCGCUUCUGGAUUGCAAGUACUUCCAUCCAUCCAACCCAUUGCCAGUCACGUCGACCACUACGCUCGCAAUCCCACCUGGGUUGCAGACUCCUUCAGCAGUGGGAACACUGGUGUACGCCGACUAGAGCCGAAUCUCUUUUCCGAGGAGCAGCUAGAAUCCUUCAAAGAUCCCAAGAAAUACUUGGAAUACCGCACGCAAGUGGAGAGGGGAUUCUUCCAGCGCUUUGGGGCUAUUUUCAAAGACACGGCCGAAAAUCAAGAGUUGAAGGAUAAAUGGACUGAAUUGAUGCUGAAGCGCAUUGCAGAAAAGCCUGAGCUGGCAGACUUGAUUCUCCCGGAUUUCCCACCCAACUGUCGCCGCCCUACUCCCGGACCUGGCUAUCUCGAGGCUCUCACCAAGGAUAAUGUCAGCUACAUCCGCACACGUAUCAAGCGGUUCACGGAAGAUGGAAUCAUCACGGAAGACGGCGUUGAACGAAAAGUCGAUGUGACAAUUUGUUCAACAGGUGCAAACGUCGACCACGCCCCUCCGUUCUCUAUCAUCGCCAACGGCAUCGACCUCAAAUCUGCCUGGAAGAAAGACGGUCUUUUCGGAUUCCCCUAUUCCUACCUUGGUUUUGCAACUCCAGGCUUCCCCAACCUCCUCUGGCUCGGUGGACCUUACUCCUCCGGUCACAGUGGUACCGUUCCCAACAGCGUCGAAAACCAGGUAACAUACAUUGCAAAGGUAAUCCGCAAGUUCCGCAGCCAGGGAAUCAAAUCCAUCGUUCCCACAAAGCAGGCCGCGGAUGACUUUGUCGAGUAUUGCGACUCGUUCUAUCCGCGCACGGUGUGGACAGCCAACUGCAGUUCGUGGUAUAAUGGUGGUCAACCCGGAGCUCGUAUUCAUGGAUUGUUCCCUGGCAGUGCGGCGCAUGCUAAUUAUAUUCGUCGGGAUCCGAGAUGGGAGGAUUGGGAGUAUACCUAUGUUAAUGGGAGUGGGAAUCGAUUUGCGUUCUUUGGGAAUGGGUGGACGUCGAGGGAACUUGAGCCGGAGAAUGCCAAUUUGACGCCUCAUUUGAAGUUGCCGGAGGAGAUUGAUUUGAGAUCGCAUUUGGAGGGGUGGUGGGAUGUUUAA
Messenger RNA from Penicillium subrubescens, 1848 nucleotides. RefSeq names its product flavin-containing monooxygenase. The transcript is spliced from 3 exons. The record is from RefSeq and is a predicted model, not a curated record. NCBI's taxonomy places the organism in Eukaryota, Fungi, Ascomycota, Eurotiomycetes, Eurotiales, Aspergillaceae. Gene Ontology annotation, molecular function: NADP binding; N,N-dimethylaniline monooxygenase activity; flavin adenine dinucleotide binding. Bases 1 to 1848 code for a protein of 615 amino acids.